Molecule: messenger RNA, 5377 nt
Organism: Salvelinus fontinalis (brook trout)
Lineage: Eukaryota; Metazoa; Chordata; Actinopteri; Salmoniformes; Salmonidae
Product: phosphatidate phosphatase LPIN3-like
Exons: 19
Coding region: 280-3594 (1104 amino acids)
Biological process (GO): triglyceride biosynthetic process; positive regulation of transcription by RNA polymerase II; fatty acid catabolic process
Cellular component (GO): nucleus
Molecular function (GO): transcription coactivator activity; phosphatidate phosphatase activity
Source: RefSeq, a predicted model, not a curated record
CGUUACUGUGUCGUUAAUUAAACAUUACAUGUAAAUGGAGAGAAAGAUGAUGUGCGAAAUAAUCUUAUUUUUAUAUUGUUAGUACGUUUAUUUUUGUGAAGCGAACCUAAUAGUAGCUAUGUCAGCCAGCCACGUCGCAAGGUACGGGAGAGUUUGGUUGAUCAUGUUGUUAAUGUCCAGAAUAUUAAUUCCCUGACAACUAUGAUGGCUGGCUAGCUGCUAACCCACCACCAACUGGAUUUAGCUACGCACUUGGUUUGAAAACUAUAGUCCCAGACCAUGAACUACGUGGGGCAGCUGGCAGAGUCGGUGUUUGUGACGGUGAAGGAGCUGUACCGGGGCCUGAACCCGGCCACCCUCACGGGGGGCAUCGAUGUCAUCGUGGUGCGCCAGCCCGACGGCAGCCUCCAGUGCUCGCCGUUCCACGUGCGCUUCGGCAAGCUGGGGGUGCUGCGCUCCAAAGAAAAAGUGGUGGACAUUGAGAUCAAUGGGGAGCCAGUUUACCUGCAAAUGAAGCUGGGGGACAACGGAGAAGCUUUUUUUGUGGAGGAAAAUGAGGAUUUUGAGUCCAGAGUGCCAGCCCACCUCUGCACGUCGCCCAUCCUCAUCGAGCUCCCAGAGGGGGCCGAGGAGACCUUCGAAGGCCCCCCCACUUCCGGUAGCGCACGCAGGAAAAAGCGGCGGCGCAAACGCAUACGCUCCGACUCCCACCUAAGGGAUGAUGGCAGCUCCUCGUCCGAUGAGAGGGAGAGAGAGCGGGAGCAGACAGAACAGGAGAGCCCUUCCAAAGAGGAGCUCACCACACCCAUGCUCGCCAGUAAGUCGGUGUACUUCUCGUUGUCUGAGCAACCGUAUGAACAGUUGGGGGCCGUGCAGACCAGGGACGUACACCCUCACUCCGAGGGAGAGUGGUCCCCCUCAGAGAGCAGUGUGUUCUAUAGUCGUCCUUCCUCCCCCAAGAGUGACUCCGAGCUGCUGGUGAAGCCUCAGGAGUCUUCAGGGCCUCAGAUGCAGUGGAACUGGGGUGGCUUUCCAAAGAUGUGUUUGGCGGAGAGGGGGACGGUGGAGGUGCAGCGCAUCUCCCCUGGCAUCCACUGCUCGGACAGCUCCCACUUCCGCACCAUCCAGUGGCAGGACUCCUUCGACAUGGGCCAGGAGCCCGGUUUCAGCUGUGGCCGAACGAACAGUAGCGUGACGGUGGUGGUCAGGCCCAAGCCCAGGACCGGACCAGCGGUCCCACCCACAGAGAGUUCCCCCAUAGACCUGGAGAGAACCUCCAGCCCACAUCACCCCACCGCAGAGCCACUGACUUUAGCAUCAUUAGCGAUGGCUAGCAUAGACUCUUCCCAGGCCCCAGGGCAUACAAAAAUGCAGCCCCAAGUAGAGACCCUGCAGGCAGGGGAGGAGGGAGCCAAGGAGUCUGCAUCCAACCUUGAGCUGAAAGAAGCAAGAACCUCCCUGGCUAACAUAGUUAGCAUUGCUAAUGUAGGAAAUGCUGAUAGCCUAGCUAGCGAAGGAAGCAUAGGCGAUGUUGAAUGUGUAGCUAACACAGUUAGCCUAAUUGAAAACGACUGCAUAGACACACACAUCCCAUCCAAAAAAGGUAGCAAAGCCGGCACAACCAGCACAGACAGGCUAGCUAGCAACAGCAUAGCUACUUUAGCAAACACUACUAGCUUACCUGACGCUGCUAGCUUAGCCAAUGCAGCUAGUUUAGCCUGUGUAGCAGGUCCCAACAUUAUCACAGAGUCUCUCGAUAGGAUAGAACACCCAGACCAGCACAGUGCCUUACCAGAAUCCAAUGGACAGGGGUUUGCAGAAGGAGUUAUCGUGAGUGAGGGCAACAGCGGGAUCAAGCCCUGCACCGAGGGAGGGGAGGAGAUGGAGAUCACAUCUGUUAUGACAGACAGAGCCACAGAGGACUCCCUGACCAAUCAGGCUGCGGAGAGUAUUGGAGUGGCAGACAUGGGAGCCACUGAGGCUCUGGGGGAGGAGCAUUCUGGCUCAGCAGUAACAAUGGGCAAAGCAGAGCACAGAGACAAGAAGAAAGGUAAACGCAGUCAGCACCUAGGACCCUCCGACAUCUACCUGGACGACCUGUCUAACCUUGACCCAGUGGUCGCAGCGCUCUACUUCCCGCCUAAAGGUGAGACAGAAGGGAGCUCGCGGCCGGGUGCUGAGCAAGGGUCUGGGUCUGGUAACCAGUCUCCCCAGUCGGUGGGCAGCGGGGCCAUGGACAGCGGCACAGAGUACCUGUCGGACUCCACCUCCGACCACAUGGAUGUCAGCAUGUCCCUCUGCGGCCGCACUGGCCACACCAGCCAAAUCAACAAAGAUAAGUUUAUGGAGCAAGUUGUGAACUACCAAGAUUUGGUGAGCAACCCUGGACUCAUCGAAGAUCCAAAUCUGGUUAUCUGCAUCAACUCAAAGUAUUAUAACUGGGCAGUAGCUGCCCCUAUGGUCCUGUCAAUGCAAGUCUUUCAAAAGAAUCUACCAAAGAGUGCCAUUGACCAGCUGGUGAAGGAUAAGAUGCCCAAAAAGUCUGGCCGCUGGUGGUUCUCCUGGAGGAGGAAGGACAUGGACACUAACCCAAACCAGACUGGAGAGAAUUCCAAGCAGGAUCAAGAGAAGGCACAAGCAGAGACUGAAGAAGCCUCAACCUCUGUUUCCGGUCACUCGACAACGAUACUGGCGACUCUCGAUGACCUGACAAGCGACGAGGAGGCGGGCCUGGGCCGAGACGGCAGCCUAUCAUCAGAGACCUCCGAGACCAUGACCACCGCCCAGUGUUUCAGCCAGAUGUACCGCAAGUCCCUACGCCUCACCUCCGAUCAGAUAGAGCGGUUGAACCUGCGGGAGGGGGCCAACAAGGUUGUGUUCAGCGUGACCACUCAGUACCAGGGCACCUGUCGCUGCGAGGCCGCCAUCUACCUGUGGAACUGGGACGACCGCGUCGUCAUCUCCGACAUCGACGGCACCAUCACAAAGUCUGAUGCUCUUGGGCAUAUCCUACCUCAGCUGGGGAAAGACUGGACGCACCAGGGCAUCGCCCGACUGUACCACAAAAUCCACCAGAACGGCUACAAGUUCCUGUACUGUUCGGCGCGGGCCAUCGGCAUGGCCGACAUCACCAAGGGCUACCUGCAGUGGGUGAACGACAAAGGCACCGUCCUCCCCAAGGGCCCCGUGCUGCUGGCCCCCAGCAGUUUCUUCUCUGCCCUGCACAGAGAGGUGGUGGAGAAAAAGCCCGAGGUGUUUAAGGUCGCCUGCCUUACCGACAUCCGAGAUCUGUUCAAUCCCCAGAGGCAGCCCUUCUACGCAGCCUUCGGUAACAGGACCAACGAUGCCUAUGCCUAUAAGAAGGUGGGUGUCCCUGACACCAGGAUCUUCACUGUGAACCCCAAAGGAGAGCUCAUUCAAGAGAAGACCAAAGGGAACAAGUCAUCGUACACACACCUCGGCGAGCUGGUGGAGCACUUCUUCCCUGAGAUCUCCAAGGAUGGGACGUCAUCCUCCUUCCACUGCCCUGAGUACAGCCACUUCUCCUAUUGGAGAGAGCCCCUACCACCACUGGACAUGUCCUCUCUGGACUAGACCCACACACACACACACACACCACUGGACCAGUCCUCUCUGGACUAGACACUCGCGCGCAUGCACACACACUGUCUUUCUUUCCUCACCUUUGCUCUCUCUCUCUGUCGAUCCCUUUCUGAAUUCAUAAAUAGCUUUACUAAGUGUUCAUUGCCUGGAAUAUUCUCGAUGUGAAAGGUUCUCAUUUAAAAUACUCUAUAUUAUCCUGUGUCAUUCAUCUCAAGCAAUAGAGAACAAAACUCAAGUGUAUGGAUUUCAAGGAAUUACUGGGUGACACACGCACAGACAUGCACAGAGCCAAAUUGAGACCAAAUAUGCAUCGAUGACUGUUCAUUUACACAACACUGUAUACUUCAUAUUGUGGAAUAUUUAUUGCAAAAAGUCACUGCACUGGCCGUGCCAUAUUGCCAUUAUCCAAACGAUACUGGAGCAAGGUACAUUUGUGCGUCUCAAGAGUUCCAAAAAGAGCUUUGACAUUUUAAAACACAGUUAGCAAACCUGUAUACUAGUAUACUAUACAAAUUAUAACAUCCACGUACAGACGCAACUGGACAAAAACACCCUUUUCAGUUUUAGGUUUGUUAUCACUAUAUUUAGGUUUUAGGUUUGUUAUCACUAUGCCUGAACUUUGUACUUCAUUUGGUGUAUGCAUACAAUUCCAUCCUAUAUAUUGUUUUGAAAAACAUAUUUGUUAGCUCAUUGUACCAUUGAGCGCAAAACAGCUUUUUAGCGUAGAAAAGGUAAGUAAGCCUUUAGCUUGAUUGAAAACGAAGCCCCCCAAAAAACAAUGCCAAACAACAUGAGUAUUUAAGCUUUGUGUUCUAGUGGGACUGAUCUGGAAUUGUCCAACUUUCUCUCUGCCUGUACUCGCUGUAAUCCAAUAGAAGUGUGUGUGCAUGUUGACCCUAAAGAGUAUAUUGUAGCUUGAAAAUACAGUCAGUGUAAUAGAGAAAAUGUGAUGAGUAAGCCCGUCUGAGACCAAAAUGACUUGAACUGCUGCUUUUGACUGGAAGCUAGCUUUUUGAUCUAGUUUGUAGUUGACUUCACUAUGUAUUUUGAAGCUCUUGCAUCAAGGAUUUGGUAGCAGUUGGAUACACACAGGACCCAACCAGAAAAAGGGCCCAAAAAGAAUCAAUGCCUAGCCCCUGUUCCCGCAGUGGUCAGGGUGGUGGAUCAGGUUUCUUGCACCCUGGAAAAAGUGUUUCAGCUCUACACAAGCGACGAGGGAGUAGGGGCUAGGGGUUGUUUCAGGACAGGUGCAAUAGCAUAGUAGGUUAGGGGUUCAUUCUAAAGUCUGGGUUAAAGCUAUAUCCCCUCAUUAGCUUUUGUUACGCAGAGGUGUGUUAUGGGCGAGAUCUUAGCAGAAUGUGUGUUGCUACUAGUUAACAGUAGGCUCGAAUCACACCACUCCCUUUAAGGUACUACACUACAUGUUUUCGAGAUGAGCCAUAUAGAUAUCUAUAUAUGGUUUCGAUAUGGAUUUAUCCUAGGCCAUACGUGAAUCGGGUGGUUCAGAAUCGGACACGUUCCAGGGUCGAGUAAAUGGAACCGGUUGGGGAAUUGAAAUGGCCAUGGUCUGGUUUGACACGGUGCCUUCUAGCUUAUAUGAUUCAUAAGCGUUUAUAUGUAUUGAUAUUUCUAAAUAUAUUGAUUAAUGUAAUCCAAAGUAAUACCAUGGGCUCUGUGUGGAGACUAGAGAAAUUGCAUUGGACCCGAAAAGCCCUGUCGUUGCUGUAUGUUUUUAUCAAAUGAUCUUAAUAUAAAGUAAAUACUGUUAAACACA